Aphanomyces invadans is the source of this 7326-nucleotide messenger RNA. RefSeq lists its product as hypothetical. Gene Ontology annotation, molecular function: cysteine-type endopeptidase activity; protein binding; cysteine-type deubiquitinase activity. NCBI's taxonomy places the organism in Eukaryota, Oomycota, Saprolegniomycetes, Saprolegniales, Verrucalvaceae. Bases 51 to 7274 code for a protein of 2407 amino acids. The record is from RefSeq and is a predicted model, not a curated record. Gene Ontology annotation, biological process: protein deubiquitination. Gene Ontology annotation, cellular component: cytosol; nucleus. The transcript is spliced from 5 exons.
CUCGGUUUCUGCCGCAGACGUUCUUUGCAAGCCGUAUCCGCCGCCGGGCCAUGAACGAGUCGGUGGUGGUGCCCCGUGGGGGAGAGCAGCAGCCCGUGAACUCGUUCGCGGACUUCCAGCGCAAUUGCUACCUCCUGGAGAAUGUACUCGGUGACCCGACGACAGAUCCGCUGCCGAGCUUGCACACACUGUGGACGUGGAUCGACUGGGUAAACCGUGGUCAAGGCACACCCAAGCACGACGCACAUCUCUUUGCGGUAUGCCUUCCCCGUGUUGCGAAUGGUUUGUUGCGGCGCAGCUUCAACUUGUUCCCGGACCACCACGACAUUCCGCCACAGAUCCUGCACUUUCUCAAGGAGUACGUCAGGUUUGUCGUCCAGCGCAUGCAGCCUGGGACGGAACUCUUUCCAACGUACUUGGACGCGAUCCACAACAUUUUGAACCCGAGUCACCUCUUUUAUCAAUGCCAUGGCCUUUCUGCAUCGCCCAUUUCCGAAAUCGACAACGACGAUUCGUCGAGCACCACUCUAUUCGAGUUGCCAAGUGAAGGCGCUAUUGGCACGAUUGUCGACGCAUACCGGCCGAACCAUCGCACGUGGUACGAAGCAGUGAUCAUGAACUACGAAGCAGCCCAAAACCGAGUGUAUGUGGGCUUUUUUGGACAUGACAGUGACGGCGACGGAUGGAUCUCCCUCGACAGCUCGGACAUUGCACGACGUGGGAGCAUGGCUGGGGGACGUCGGGGCCAAGGUCCGAUUCGUGUUGAUUUGGACGAAACUAUUCCAGACGAAGCCGAUCCAUCGUCGGCGUAUGUGCAUUGGACAGGCAUGUCGACGUCGUCGAUUCCGCUAGCAAUCCCUCGAGCGCGUGUGCCUGUUUCGCAUUUCUUCAUCGACCUCGUGAAUGCGUUUGGGUGUGUCGGUGGGUUUCAUAUCCUGCCAAUGCUCAGCACGUCCCCCAACGACGCGUCGUCUUCGACCGUGUCGAUUGCCGUGGCCACAACGUCCCUCUCGCUCGUUGCGAACGUUGUGCCGUGGCUCACUCGGCCGUGGGCAACUGCCAUUGUGUCGCAGUGCAAUACCUGGAUCCAGAAGCACAUGAAUUUCCUGGAGCUUCGACCGGUGACCAAGCCCAUGCUGGACACGCUGUAUGUGUCCGUGAAGAACUUGAAUCGACGGCUCCAUUCUCGCCACGACGCGUCCGAGAUCGCGGACGCGGUGCUCUUGCAAGUGUGCUUGCAAUGCUUGAACAGUUCGGUGUUGGAGAUUCGCUUGCAUGGCCUCAAGUGCCUCACGGACUUUAUCUCCAUGAUCCGCCAAGCCCAGAUUCAUCCAUUUGGUGUCAAGUUUGUCCAGUCGUUUGGUCCCAAGCACGCGCCUGUGUUUGGUUCGACGACGGUAAUCCAUGUCAACAUCACCGAGUCGACAACCAAGGCCGACUUUGCCGCGUGGUGCGCGCAUCACCGCGUGCUCCAUAUCCUGUGCGACUCGCACGAACAAUUGAUUCGCCGGUCGUCCGAGCUCCUGCGCUUCCUGUGUGAUGCCAACGCGUUCGACUUGGCGUCGUUGCAUGUGAUCUGGCAGGCGAUUUUGUCGAAUGGCCCAGACAUGCGCGCGAGUUUGUUUUACGUUCUCGAGUCGCUUGCAUCGUACAUGACGGUCCCGGUGUGCACGGCGCUCUUGGACUUGGUUGCCAACCACUUUGGCGUCACAAGCAUCCACGUGCUGGGGCUCCUGGGGGCGCUGGCAAAAUAUGCCCCCCUCGACAGCGUCGAUGACGACGAUGACGACAUGCAAGUCGCGACGGGGGGCAGUGGCUUCUUUGCGUCGCCCAACCCGUUCGUUGUCCGCUGCUCGUGCCGCCACACGGCGCUGCAACUCCUCUGGUCCACCAUGCAGGACACGUCCGACCCGAGCAAGCGCGCGCUGUUUGACCAUGCCAAGUUGCAAUUCCAAGACGCGAUCAAGGCCAACGUGGACGAAGACUACGAGGAAGAAGGGCAGUGGAACCCGGUCGUGAUGGGGUGUGUAUCGUACCUCCUCGAACUCGUGGUCGAGAGUCUCCGGAGCCACUCGAACGUCCCGCAAGCGUUUGGCAUCGUCGGGUACGUGUUGCAGCUGUUUGAAGAUUCGACAAGCUCGACAAAACGAACGACGAUUGCGGCCGUGUUGGAGGCCCAGGGGAUGCUCCAACUCGUGCUGGAGGACCUCGUCCAGUUCAAGACGGUGUAUGCCCCGUUCCACGGCAUCCCGUAUCACGUGGAUGCGUCGUCGGACUCGGCCGUUCUCGCGGCCGUAAACGCCGACUUGCUGGCCCACGGCAGCCACGUCGACUUUGUCGAUCAUGUGAAAACCCGACUUGGAUUUCUCUCGCUCUGGCUCAACAUCCAGCCGACGCUCGCGUGGUCGUUUGCCCAGCUCCAAUUGAUGUGGACCGCUCUCAACGCCAAGGCGACACUGACGACGGAGCGCACGAUGUUUUUCAAGUGGCUCACGACCAAUGCGUUGCACUGGGACGUGCAGAAUGUGACGUUUGUGUUUGAAAUGCUGCUGGGCGCGGACGCGUUUUUGACGAGCCCGGCGCUGACUCCGCUGAGCCUACAGUGCUUUCUGUGCUACUUUCGCCUGGUGAACCACCACCGCCAGCUCCUCACGCUCGACAACGUCGCGACCGUCAACACGCAAAACCAGUUUACGAUUCACGCGCUGCCCUUGCUUGGCAUGCCGACGCUGUGGACGAUUCUGUUGCGUGGGUCGUCGAGCGUUGUGUUUGUCCAAACGAUGAAAUUCGUCACCCUCCUCCCGUUCAAACUCGACCCGACCCUCGAGCCGCUCAACUUGCUCGCCGACGGCCUCGAUUACUUGGAGUCGGCCGACGCGACCGCACGCAGCCGGUGCGUCACAGUCUUGGCCAGUAUCAUUGGAACCGACGAAGCGUCUGCAUCCGCGCUUGCAACGGGUCAAUGGGUUCCCCACGGCAAGGCGUCUCGCGGCGCGCCUCUCCACUUGACCGUGAACAACAGCAUCAAGUUGACUGCUACCAGUGGCCAGCGCCUGCCCCUGCAAGUAUACGCGCAUGACACAGUGCUCGAGAUGCAAGUGGCUGUGGCGCGCAUGGUCGACAGUGUCCCGCUGUCCACGAAAGGCCUUCGUUUCUUCCGCAUGGGGAGUGAAAUCCACGAACUCAGUCGAUGCACGACCCUCGUCGAAGCCGGGUUCAAGGACGGCGACACGGUUCUCGUUGUGUACAGGCCAAACGUACUGCUGUCGCCGCUCGUGACGGCCGAGAAUCGACCGGCGGUCGUGUUUGAGCCGCGACUUGUUGACGUCUUGAUGCAGCUCAUCCGUGAACACGACACGAAGGAGGCGUGGGAGCUCCUCAUGCGACUGCCAACGCCAGACUCGAUGGUCGACGCGAUUCGCACGCAUGCCGACGCGUGGACGACCCUGUUGUCGUCGCACCGUGGCGAUACGACUGCUGGUGGCGGUGUGUCGGUAACUCAGCUGCUCUACCGCGUCCAAGUCCUGGAAAACUUGAUCAACGAUCACGAUGGCACGGCGAUGCUGACGACGUUUAUCACGACGGACGGCCCAGCGUGCAUUGUCGACCUCCUCCUUCGCUACUCGUCGCCGAUGGACGCGGCGGAGCCGUCGCAAUUCGUCAAGUACCUCCUCAAAGAAGUCACGAUGGUGUGUCUGCGCCUCCUCAUCACGUUCUUGGGCCACUCGUCGACAUACAAAGAUUUUGUCGUGCCCAAAACCCACGAAUUCGACCCGGAACAUGUCAAUAUGGACAUUCCGCUCGUGUUGGAGCUCGUCCUGAGUCCGUAUCGCGACCCAAAAGCGAGUCCAUUUGUCCGUGGCGCUUCCAGCACCGCCAUUCACGAUGCCACCGACGACGACGAGGCCAAAAUGUCCAGGCAAUCGGUCCAUGACCAUGUGGAAUCGCUCGUCCAGAGCAUGAAUUACCCCGCGCUCCACGCGGCAUGCAGCUAUCUCCUCCUCGACGCGCUUCAGGAAGACAUGUUGUCGGAGGUAGCAACGAUCGAAGCGGGUUUGCGCAUGUACCUGAUCUGUGCGUCGUAUUCGCCGCUCUUCCGCACACUCCCCGCGGACGUUGUGCGGCGAAUGUUGACGAGCUCGAGUCGCCGCAUUCGUCACCUUGUCACCCAUGCUUUGCUCGUGCUCACGCUUCGUGACGACGAUUCGAUGGAGCUCGAUCCGGUGCGAUGUGGCGCUGUCGCGCAGCAGCUCUUGGCGCUGGCAGAGUCGCCGUUGACCGGCCCCCUUCCGCUGCAGUACUAUACGCUCUUGGGUUUGUUUUUGUUCACGUCCAAGGCCCACGAGGCGCCGCAAACGCUUUUGGACUUGCACCUGCACUUGCUCAGCCAAACGCGACCGCAGUCUUCGUCGUCAUUCUUGACGGACUCGUCCACGCACCUCUUUUCGAGCGACGUGCAAGAACCUGUCCUCGGCCUCUUGUUUGUGUUGCGCUGUCUUGUUGCGGGCUUUCCCGAGCUCCAAACGUUCCAGCCGAACCUGCUCAUCCAAGUUUGGUCGCAUUGCUUGAUGUCGUACCCGCCGUCGUCUUCUUCGCCGGGCGUUCAUGGGGCGGCAUCGUGGCAACCUCGGUGCACGUCCGCAACAAGUCGCCAAGGCGCGUUUCGCCUCCUCGUCGACUUGGCCACGUACCCGUCGCUGACGGCGGACGUGACCAACGGCAACUUUGCGUUUGUGUUGCAGCAGCUUCCGCGCCUCGUGCAUGCCACGGGCAAGCGAUUCUUUGACGACUGGGAGUGGAGCUGGGACCCGCAUGCCCAGAUGAAACCUGUGGGCAACUACGUCGGCCUGCGCAAUCUCGGGUGCACGUGCUACUUGAAUUCGACGCUUCAACAGCUUGCGAUGACGCCCCGCAUCCGCGCGGCCGUGCUCGGCAUGACGGUCCACGACUCCGACCCGCCCGUGUUCAAGCAGAUCCAGCGCGUCUUUGCGUAUCUCCAGGAAAGCCAGCAAAAGAGUGUCGACCCCAAGCACUUGAUUGCGUGCCUCACGGACGAAGCCGGUGGGCCGUUGAACGUGAUGCUCCAGCAAGACGCCGAGGAGUUUCUCACCAAGUUUUGCGACGGGUUGUCCGAGUUUUUGAAAAAGGCGGCGUGCCCGCCACUGUUUGGCGGGACCGUGUGCACGCAACUGGUGUGCCAAGGGGGCUGCCACACAAUUCGCGAAACUGCAGCCACGUCGUUUGUGUGCAUGACCGUCGAGGUCAAAGGGUACGAUUCGCUCGUCCAGUCGCUCAAGCAAUGGUCGGAAGGGGAGGUCUUGAGCGGCGUCAAUUGCGACGCGUGCGGGUCAAAGCAGGACACGAUGAAGCGCGACUGCAUGGACAGCCUGCCCCACACGCUCUUGCUGCACCUCAAGCGCUUCGACCUCAACUUUGACACGUUCUUGCGUGAAAAAGUCAACGACGAGUUUAGCUUUCCACUGACACUCGACAUGUUUCCGUACACCAAGGCGGGGCUGCUGCAACGCAGCCAAGAGAACGGUGGCGGACGGGUCGCCCCCGGCGACGCAACGUACCACUUGGUCGGGUGUGUCGUCCACAUGGGCAGCACCGAAUCGGGCCACUACUACUCGCUCGUCCAAGAUCGAUCAAACGGGGCAUGGAUCGAGUUCAACGACGAGCACGUGAGCUCGUUUGAUCUCAAGCACCUCGAAGCCGAGUGCUUUGGCGGCGCCGACCGCAGCACCCCCGACCAGUUUGGAUCGGCGACCCACCUGAACACCAAGAGCGCCUACAUUUUGGUCUACGAGCGGCGCGACGACUCGACGGUGCCGGUGGUCGCGGUCCCGUCGGCUGUGAUGGCCGACCUGGCCGUGGAAAAUCAAGCGUUUGUCCAAGCGUGUUAUGCGCACGAACAAGAAUUUCUCUCGUUCGUGUGCACGCUGCUCGAGCACCUUGCUGUCGAGACAACGCGCGAGUGGAAUCCCGACAUGCUUCAUUGGACAUUUCUCGACUCGGCGGUCCACUGCAUUCCUCUGUACGCACGCGCAUUCACGGCGUCGCCGCUCCCGCUCGUGCCGCUCUUGAUCAAACACAUCACGUGCCCGACGUUUGCCACGACUGUCCUGGGGCACUUUGUCCAGCACGUGUCUCUGCUGCUUGACCUGCUCCUCCACUGCACGAAAACUCCCGUUCGCGCCGACUUUUCCGCGCUGCUUCUGCACCUGUGUCAACUCGUCAUGGAACGCGACCUCGCGGCACUGGACGCCGACCUCGUCGCCCGCGACACUAACACGGACACGGCCGUGUCCACGUCGCUCCUUGCACGCCUUGUCGACACGAUGCACAUGUUUGCCAUGAUGGAUGACGUUGUCGGCCACUGGCGCCACAUGCAAGAGUGGAUGGCGCUGCUCCAUGGCCUCGCCCAGCUCCAUCCGACACUCCGCGACCUGCUCCGGUCCCGCAAGUGCGGCAUGUACUUGCUCGAUAUGUACUUGGGCGACGUGAGUCCCCUCAUGGGCAAACAGUACACGGCAUACUCUCGCAAGCGGUUGCCUAAAGUCCUGCCGCCGUCGGCGCUCGUCCUGCCGUUGACGAUUGUCGCGCUGCUGUACCACGACCAGGUGCACACGGCCGUGGACAUCGACACCCGGUCGUGUCUGCUGCUCAAGCCCCUGUACGUCAAAAUGUUUGACCAUGCCGACCACGCAAAAGCGUUGAGCAGACUCCUCGUCCACUGGAGUCGCGACUGGGAAGCGUACACGAUGUCCGUGAUCAGCGUCGUUGGCGACGUCGUCGGCGGCCUGAACCCGUAUAGCACGACGCUGUCGGGGCUCGUGUAUGUCUUGGAUGGGUUUUUAAGCCUCCGCGACUCGCUGCAACCCAUGCGCAUGGAGCAGUGGUUUGACGCCAUGUCCAGGCACAUGGAAAUCCUCAAAAGCGCCCAAGCGCAAGCCCAGAUUGUGGGGGUCAUGCUGUUGCUGGGCACACGCCACCCUCAAGUCGACGCGUGCUUGGUGUCGCACUUGGAUACGUGGGGCCCUUGUGCUGGAUCCGUUGUGGGGCUCAUGGCCAAGCAGCCUUGGUCGCUCGUGGUCGAGCUGGCGGACCAGACGAAUGUCGAAUGGUCCCAUGGACGAAGCUUGGAGCGGAUGACGGAACUUCUGUUGGAAAAUGGCCGUGGAUUGGAGUGGCUCGAGGUGCAAGACGAAGCGGCCGAGUCGUUCGACGAUGCCGACCCGACGGCGUACAUGUGGGACCCCACAUUAGAUUGAGUGCCAGCUCGGUGAAUAUGAUUGCAUUUUCACGUUCAUGUGGGCAACGGCG